Messenger RNA from Paramuricea clavata, 318 nucleotides. Lineage: Eukaryota; Metazoa; Cnidaria; Anthozoa; Malacalcyonacea; Plexauridae. The record is from the annotation of a GenBank genome assembly.
AUGGUACGUUAUUUCUGUUAUUUUAAUAUCGAACUCGUUUUUUAAGACUUUAUUUAACUUUCUUACAAGUGUUUAUUUUUGACGCGUUUUUUCAUUACCUACAGCACAGGCUAAAGUCAUCACAAAGGGACAAAGUUCGACAGUUUAUAGCUUUUACUCAGACCGAUGAGAAAUCAGCAAUUUUCUGUUUAAGUCAACAUGAUUGGAGGUUGGAUGUCGCCUCAGAUCAGUUUUUCCAACAUCCUCAUCGAUACAUGAAGGAGUCAAAGACAACAGUUGAUAAGAAAAAAUUACAGCAUUUGUUUGAGCGAUACAAAG